Messenger RNA from Rotaria socialis, 1614 nucleotides. The record is from the annotation of a GenBank genome assembly. Lineage: Eukaryota; Metazoa; Rotifera; Eurotatoria; Philodinida; Philodinidae.
AUGUUUCGAUUAGUCCAGUAUGGUAUUAGAGGAUCGCAUCAUGCGAUAAAAAAGCCUUUUUUAUAUACAAAUGUUCGCAUGUAUCUAUCCGAUGGUUAUCAAGCAUUUGAUAAAUGGGAUGAAUCAUUAUCGACUGAAAUUCUACAAAAAACAAAUAUAAGUGAACUUCUGAUUGAUGUCGAAGAUAAAUUAAUCAGAAAGAAAUAUGUCAGUUCACUCGAUAUCGAAAUUCUUGCAGCGAAAUUAACCAAUGUCGAAACAACUGAAGACCUUAAAUUGGCAGAAACAAUUUUAGAAAAAUUUCGUCGUACUUCAGAAGCUCUUGAAUUUCAACCUUCAUUAGCCUAUUCACUUGUUCGUAAUUAUCUUGAUCUUGGCCAAAAAGAACGUCUAUUGCCUAUUCUACAAGAUAAAGUUAAAUAUGGAGUUUUUCUUGAUCGAUUUUCAGCUAAUCUUUUGUUGAAUUCAUUUUUACUUGAAAAGAAAUACAAAGAAGCUACACAAGUCUGUACAGAUCUUAUGUUACAAGAUGAAGGCGAUGAUCGAUUAACACGUGCACUUGGUUUAAAUGCAUGUUAUCAUUUUUAUUUAACAGCAACUGAUGAAGAUUUUAAAAAUCUACAAGAAGAAGAAGACGAUGAAGACAUUGUUAAAGUAAAAGUUAAUUUUGUUCGUAAUCAUACAAACGAUGAUCAUUUUGGUUUGAUUGAUAAACGUAAAUUACUUGGUAAAACAAUUGCCUAUCUCAGUCGAGAGGGAAACAAUAGUAGUAUUAUUUCAUUGCAAAUUUUGGGAAAUAUUCUUUAUAAAAAAUUUGGUCGUAUUUGUGAUGCACUUCAAACAAUAUUAGAUAAUAAUGAUUUACAACUUGACGAAACAAUUGCGAAAACUUUGGAAAAAGAACUUGAUGAAUAUGUCUAUGAUCCUAUUGAAACCAAAGAACGUUUACCUCAAAGUCCUUAUCGACGUCUAGAAUUGAUUCCUGAAGCUGCACGAGAUAUUAUUAAAGAAAAACUUUUACCACAACUUCGUCAACGGAAUAAAAUUGUCGCGUUAGAUCUAAAAGAAUUCGUUGAAAAGAAUCUUAUUGAAAUAGCUGCACUUGCUGAUAAACAUGAUACAAAAAAACAUGAAGAACAAUUAGCUAUUUGGACACGUGAAAGACAAGAACAAUUUGAUGAUCAAAUUCAUCGUUUUGUUAUUGAACAAAAAAAAUUGAAUUUAUUCGAACGUCUUCGUUUAUUAGAAGAACGUGAUGAAUUAUUAAGCUUUUUCGAAAACGAAUCACGAAUCAUCAUGCAUUCGCAAGAUAAGACAUUUGCGGAUGAAAGUUUUGAGAAUGUUCGAACAUCUGGUGAACAUGAAUACUUUGAAUUAGCUCGCAAACAUUAUCAUUGGGAUCGAAUGGAACCACGACGAUCGUUCCAUCUUGAUAAAAAACUGCGUGAUGAAGAGAUGAGUGAUAUAAGAAAUUGGCCACCAUACGAAUAUCUUGCUGAAAAUUGGAAAUAUAGUCUGCUUGAUUAUGUUCCAUUAAAUGAAAAAAUGAAGCGUCGCAAAGAAAACUUACCUCCAAGUGGCAAACCUCCUUAUUACAAACAACACUUUUUCUAA